Molecule: messenger RNA, 504 nt
Organism: Phaeoacremonium minimum UCRPA7
Lineage: Eukaryota; Fungi; Ascomycota; Sordariomycetes; Togniniales; Togniniaceae
Product: putative protein phosphatase inhibitor protein
Exons: 2
Coding region: 1-504 (167 amino acids)
Cellular component (GO): nucleus
Molecular function (GO): protein phosphatase 1 binding; protein serine/threonine phosphatase inhibitor activity
Source: RefSeq, a predicted model, not a curated record
AUGUCGCUCGCUCAAGGUCCGGCGCAGCAGCAGCCGGCCACUGCUCAGCCUGGUACGCAGACGCAGACGACGACACAGACACAGACACAGGCGAUCCUCCGCCUGCGCGGCGCCCAUGCGCCUUCCACCCGCUCGGUACAAUGGGCAGACAAUGUGGUAGAUAACGAGGGCCUAGGGAGGAAAAGCUCAAAAGUUUGCUGCAUCUACCACCGGCCCAAGGGCGUCGACGAGUCCAGCGACGAGUCGUCCUCAGACUCAGACUCCUCCUCGGACUCCGACUCAGACGGCGGCGGUCCGUCGUCCGGACGCCGCGAGCGGGCCGGAGGAGGCGGCAAGAAGGGCCACUCGCACGACUGCGGUAACCACAGACACAACCACCGCGGCCGGCCGAAGGGGGACAAGGACGGGUCGGGCAAGCGGAAGCCGAGCCCGAAUGCGUACGAGAAGGUGCCGAAGCCGAAGCCAAGGGAAAACGAUGCUGGUACGGGGACCCAGAACUCGUGA